AUGGAGUUGUGUUCAGAGAGUCUGCGGAAUAUUCUUAAACACAAACCCAAAGAAUUUGGUCGACAAUCAGGAGAAUCAAUGAAUUGUUACGAAUCAUUCACAGAGACCUCAAAUUCGACAAUCAGGAGAAUCAAUGAAUUGUUACGAAUCAUUCACAGAGACCUCAAACCCCACAAUAUAUUGAUUGAUAGGAACGGACGGAACGGAAGAUUUGUUAAGUUAUGUGACUUUGGUUUGGCUACACUUCACGACAAAAGUAAACAUACUUCAGAUGUGGGAACAAUUGGGUUUAUUGCCCCAGAAGUGGUAGAGGGUCUCAAAUAUAACAACAAGUGCGACUUUACAACCGUAUUCGUCAAAUAACCAUGGUUUGAAUGAGCCUGUAUCAAUUUUACAAAAAUUACUACUUUUAAUGCAAACCACACCUCAAUGGCCUAAACGUCCGGAAUGUAGUGAAGUGUUAGCGAAAUAUAACGAGUGGUCUAUCGAUAAGAAUAUUCUCGCAAAUGAUCCCACAUUUGAGUCAAC
Oppiella nova is the source of this 528-nucleotide messenger RNA. The record is from the annotation of a GenBank genome assembly. Lineage: Eukaryota; Metazoa; Arthropoda; Arachnida; Sarcoptiformes; Oppiidae.